AGUUGUGGAGGGUGCAGCUCACAGUGGCCCAUGCGGGGAUCGAACCGGAAACCUUGUUGUUAAGAGCACUGCUCUCUAACCAACUGAGCCAACCAGCCGCCCCAAAUCCGCUUUUUCUAGAUGGCAGCCAUCCUGAUCUGAGUGCUCUCUAAUGCUAACUUUGGCAGCGUAUGAGCAACUUCUUGCCAAGAACCCAGGUCACUGCUGAGAAGGUCCUUCGGGAGAAGAAUAUCCGAUGCCAGAAGCGUCUGGAAUUACACUCACCACAGGCAGCAUGAGACAUUCUGUGCCAGCAUCUAUGUCCCACUGGCAAAGACUGUAGUUCUCCAGGUAGGAGGGUCCUGGAAGCAGCACGCGCCAGGAGCCUCUCUAGAGGAAAAAUGGGGCCAGAUAUGAACUCUCUACAAUGAACACAAUAUUCACCUUAUGAAGGAAUGUUAAAUAAAACAAUUAUUUAAUUUCUGCAUAUUCACAUUCAGUACUGUUCUGUGUGAAGUGCCAGCAGCCACCCCCCUCCACAAGAGUUAUCAGGAUUUUUCUGGCACCAAGGUGAACUCUUCUUGGUACUUCUGGCAAUGACAGCUCUUCAGGACAGAUUUAUGUGCUAAAUGUUCUUGGGCAGGAGAAAAAGUAAAACUUGUGGAAGCAGCGUGAGGGGAGCGGACAGAGAUCCCUCCCUCCCUGCUUGCUGUCACAGCAGCAGCCUGGACUCCUGUCCUGGUGCUGAAGACUGAUCCUGGCGUUUGCAGGCGGCCUGCUGUGGCCCUUCUUACCACCAUCCUGCUCUCAGGCUUUCCGUGCAGGCUGUCCAAUGAUUGAACUUUGGAAUGGAGUUUGUUUUCCGCUGGGAACUGGCCUCUUGUCCCAGGCUGGUGCUGUCUGAGAGGCUGAUCUGAAGGCCGUGUUUCAUUCUUGGGGAGGGGGCGUUGGCCUCGCCUGGAUCCUCCACCAUGUUCCUGUUGCUGCCCUUUGACAGCCUGAUUGUCAACCUUCUGGGCAUCUCCCUGACGGUCCUCUUCACCCUCCUCCUGGUCUUCAUCAUAGUCCCCGCUAUUUUUGGAGUCUCCUUUGGUAUACGAAAGCUCUACAUGAAAACUUUGUUAAAAAUCUUUGCGUGGGCGACCUUGAGAAUGGAAAGAGGAGCCAAGGAGAAGAACCACCAACUCUACAAGCCUUAUACCAACGGAAUCAUUGCAAAAGAUCCCACUUCACUAGAAGAAGAGAUCAAAGAAAUUCGCCGAAGUGGUAGCAGUAAGGCUCUGGACAAUACUCCAGAGUUUGAGCUCUCUGACAUUUUCUACUUUUGCCGGAAAGGAAUGGAGACUAUUAUGGAUGAUGAGGUGACAAAGAGAUUCUCAGCAGAAGAGUUGGAGUCCUGGAACCUGCUGAGCAGAACCAAUUACAACUUCCAGUAUAUCAGCCUUCGGCUCACUGUCUUGUGGGGCUUAGGUGUGCUGAUUCGGUAUUGCUUCCUCCUGCCACUCAGGAUAGCGCUCGCUUUCACAGGGAUUAGCCUUCUGGUGGUGAGCACAACCGUGGUGGGAUACUUGCCAAACGGGAGGUUUAAGGAGUUCCUGAGUAAACAUGUCCACUUAAUGUGCUACCGGAUCUGCGUGCGUGCUCUGACAGCCAUCAUUACCUACCACGACAGGACAAAUCGGCCUAGAAACGGUGGCAUCUGUGUGGCCAAUCAUACCUCUCCUAUUGAUGUCAUCAUUUUGGCUAGUGAUGGCUAUUAUGCAAUGGUGGGUCAAGUGCACGGGGGACUCAUGGGUGUGAUUCAGAGAGCCAUGGUGAAGGCCUGCCCUCACGUCUGGUUUGAGCGGUCUGAAGUGAAAGAUCGCCACCUCGUGGCUAAAAGACUGACUGAGCACGUGCAGGAUAAAAGCAAGCUACCUAUCCUCAUCUUCCCAGAGGGAACCUGCAUCAAUAAUACAUCGGUGAUGAUGUUCAAAAAGGGAAGUUUUGAGAUUGGAGCCACGGUUUACCCUGUUGCCAUCAAGUAUGACCCUCAAUUCGGGGAUGCCUUCUGGAACAGCAGCAAAUAUGGGAUGGUGACGUACCUGCUGAGAAUGAUGACCAGCUGGGCCAUUGUCUGCAGUGUUUGGUACCUGCCUCCCAUGACCAGAGAGGCAGAUGAAGAUGCUGUCCAGUUUGCAAAUAGGGUGAAAUCCGCCAUUGCCAGGCAGGGAGGACUUGUGGACCUGCUAUGGGAUGGUGGUCUGAAGAGGGAAAAGGUGAAGGAUACGUUCAAAGAGGAGCAGCAGAAGCUGUACAGCAAGAUGAUUGUUGGGAACCACGAGGACAGGAGCCGAUCCUGAGCCCGCGCCUUGCGCUGGCUGGAUCCACUAUGCCUGAAGUCCUGGCGCGGGGCCAGCCGGAGCCCCCACUGCUGCAUUCUUUCCAGACUCCGGGUCUUCGGGCUGCUCUGGAUCCCAGGACUCCAGCUUCUUCAGAGCCGCCUGGACCCCUGGCCUUGCCUUCUGAAGUGAAUGCUGCUGGGUGUUCUGCUCAGGACGAGAGGCCUUCUUGUUUCUUUUACGAUAAGCCCAUUGGAGGAAUGCCAUUAAAGUCAGCUCUCCACCUGUGCACGCGGGGCUGCGUGGGUGGGGAGAAUCAGCCCGCUCCGUGCUUGGGAACACUAGGACAGUAGGACAUUGGUCUGUUACGGACGCCCUCAGGCCAGGGCCGUGGCUGAGGGAAGGGGAGGCACCCAGAGGCCCGUGGCUUGCCAGCGUAAACGUGGCCCCCCAGGCUGCCCCCAGCCUUGGAGCUCUGCACACUUGAUAAAAAUAAAACUUGUCUGCAGGUGCUUUCAGCAAAAUGAAGUUUUAAAUACUCGUGCAGUCACCAAAGGGCGUGGGAAGAGGCAGGAUGGACCACUGGCUAGUGUGGUGGGAGCCAGGAGUCAUUUCCACAUUGAAAGUCCAGUGCUGAUCCUGAACCCCCAUGUGACUUGCUCUUCGUUAACGCGUGCCUCAGUUCCCCAUCUGUAACCUGGAGUGGGAGGGGGAAGGGUGGUGAUACCUACCUCACAGGGUUGUUGUGGGGAUUAAAGCGCUACAGUGAGUGAAGGACAGUAAAGCGCAGUGUUACAAGUACAGGUCCCUGAGAUGUGGCAGGACCAGCUCUGAGCUCCUGCCCAGGGCUUGGCAGUUGUUUUGUGAGUAAAUAAAAUUGUCUUUGAUGGUGAAUGAAUUGAGGGGUUUUUCCCUUCACUCUUUCUCCCUUAGAUGUAGCCCUAAGCAACCUGUUUCUUAUCAGAGUCACAGAACAUAACCCCGGGGUUGGAGGCAGUCCAGCCUGACUUCUGAAUGAGGAGUAUUGUUUAGGAGAAGGUAAACUACUCAUAUCGAAUGGUUCAUUUAGAAUCCCCACCACAGACUGAGAUGUGGAUUUCUGCACAGAUGGGUGCCGCGGGAUUAGAGGUGUGUGAUUGGGGCACCGUUUGUUGAGGUCGAGGCGGGGAGGGCAGUCUGUAAGGACUGUGUGGAGCCACGAGAAGCUGCAGGGGCGAGGUAGGAGCGGAGGUUCUGCAUCCGUGAGGGUGGCAGGAUGGGCAGUGGGCAUUUGGUGCACCGUGGGCUUCCGUAUGGCCAGAGGGAACCAGGCUUCCUGGCCUCCUGCACCUGCCCGCAGUCACAGAAGGCAGGUCCAAAGCCAGCCACCCCCACCGCUGCUAGGCUCCACCAGGUUCAAAGCCCUCAGAAGAGGCCUCACCUCUAUCAUGUACUCAUUCAGCCUCACCCCCUGCCUGCCCUACUGCAUCAUGGCACAGUCACCACAGCUGUGCCAGCAGCCAUGGUAAGUGUCGCUUCUGAGGCCACCCUCCAGCCUGCGAUUUGGGGAUGUGGUGGCAGUGAAGCCUGCUCCGUCGGUUCCUGGGCUGGGAGCACUUGGUCUCAGCAAACGGUGCUGUGAUUCUCGCCCUAACUGCCUGUCUGUUGCUUUGCCUCCCCAAAUAGCGGCCCCUUUCCUCUCACCUGCCCUUUUGCUAACCAGUGGAAAAUUCUUUUUCCUCUCAACUAACAAACACUAUCAUGACUGUAAGACAAGCCUCUUAUGAACUGUUUUGCAAAAUAAUCAAGAGUAAACAGUGGUUUUCAGUCUUUAUAAGUGAUAUUUACAGUGUUUAAAAGCUAUCUGGAAUGAUCUUUAAAAAUUGGUCUUGAAAACCAAGUUUCCUUUUUAAACGUUUCCUUUAAAAGCCUUCUGCUGAUUAGUACAUUUAUUUCAUGAUUUUCAUAGGUAUUUUGUAAUAUUUUAAUGUUACAUUCUUUUCAACAAACCUGUCAAUGACAUAACAGUAUUGCAGGAACCUGGUUUAGAGUCACUGCUAUGUAAAGAAAUACUUGUGGAGUCUAAGCAAUGAUUAUUUUCCUCCUACUAAGUAAGAAGAGGGGAUGUGAAUUACAUUCCCCCCCCCC
Rhinolophus ferrumequinum (greater horseshoe bat) is the source of this 4427-nucleotide messenger RNA. It is a transcript of the gene GPAT4, whose product is annotated as glycerol-3-phosphate acyltransferase 4. Lineage: Eukaryota; Metazoa; Chordata; Mammalia; Chiroptera; Rhinolophidae. The transcript has 13 exons. Gene Ontology annotation, biological process: triglyceride biosynthetic process. Gene Ontology annotation, molecular function: glycerol-3-phosphate O-acyltransferase activity. The record is from RefSeq and is a predicted model, not a curated record. The coding region runs from base 951 to 2321 and encodes 456 amino acids. Gene Ontology annotation, cellular component: endoplasmic reticulum.